Cuscuta epithymum is the source of this 2251-nucleotide messenger RNA. NCBI's taxonomy places the organism in Eukaryota, Viridiplantae, Streptophyta, Magnoliopsida, Solanales, Convolvulaceae. The record is from the annotation of a GenBank genome assembly.
CCUAUACCACACCCAGCGGAUUCUUCUGAGAUUCCCCUCCAUCGUACCCAAAAGUACAAAACCUUCUUCCUGAACCGUUGGAAUGUUGGUUUUUUUUUUUUUUUAAUAAAUUAAACGUAUAAGCUACCCAAUCUCCCGUUUCCCGAAUUAGGGGUUACGUAGAUUCUCCGAAAUAGGGGUUACGUAGAUUCUCCGUCUGCCUUGAUGUUUCAACUAACAAAAUUGCAUCUUGAUAUUUAUUCACCGGCAAUGAUACAGCGCCGUUCUUCUUUUGGUUUAGUCAAGUUCAGUCAUUGGUGGAUGAACUUAAGUUAGGGUUUUGUAUUGUGUAGAACGGACCUCAGUUUUGGUAGCUUCCCAGCUGUAUUAUUCGUAAAUAGCCGUUAGAUUGCUUAGUACACCAUUGAUUGAACUCCUUUGUUGUAUCUUUUAAGAUAUACACUAUAAUUUACCGGAACUAGUCAGAGAAUGAAGCACCAGAAAAAGAAAACGAAGGGUCCCAAAGCUCCCAAGGAAUGCGAGGUUAGCAAUAUCGGAGAUUCUCCAUGGGAUGGAGAGAUCAUGUGGAUGAGAUUAUUGGAGCCUUUCGCCUCUGUUUCAAUUGACGAAGCUGCAUCAGCUUACAGGGAAGCUAAUGGUGACCUUAACAGGGCCGCCGAGAUUCUCGGGAAUUUAGGGGAAACUGCAGAGGAUCAAAGCACUACCUCAUCGAUCUCGAGAUGGUAUGCUAGUUCGAGUUCAUCCGAGCUGUCUGAAGAGGACCAUUGUGCUCAAUACAGGGUGUUGCAGAAGAGUAAGAUGAAGAAGUUCGUAGCUUCUGCUGGGACAGUUUCCACAGUGUUGGGGAAGGACUGUGUGAGCUCUCUGCCAAAGAAGCAAUUGUCUGGACAGAAGAAGUUUGGUUUGGAAAGCUACAGCAAGGAAGAAUCUGAGCAGUUUUUAUGCUCAAUGCUGGGAGAGGAGUGCCAUUUGAGUUUAGCUGUGAUUAGAGACGUGCUCUGUGAGUGUGGAUAUGAUUUUUAUAAGGCUCUGAACAUUUUGCUCGAAUUAUCGUCAUCAUCAUCAUUUGAGCAAUCUGAUAAGAGAGAAGAGGGUUUGUUACCUCCUGAAUCAAAUGAUAAUUUGACCAACAAAAUUUUCUGUUCUUCUUACUCAUCUAGAAGCAACAUUCAAGAACAAAUGUUGUAUGCUGGAAAUCCAUCCAGGGAUCAAUAUAAAUUGCUGCAUGAGAUUGAGCGUUCUUCACCACCCCAGGGAAAUUCAGAGUCACAAGUCUCAAAGGACGUUCUGAAUUCUUUGUUUAAUGUGCCCACCCUAAAGACGGUUGAACAUGUGCCGGGUAAUGUAAAAUGGAGAGAUGUGGUGACAAAAAUGACAUCCUUGGGACUCAACUCUGAACCUUCCCCUGCGAGCAGUGUUAUACACAUUCAUAACUAUGCUACUAAAGGAGAGGAGUACCAGAUUUUCAGAGAAGCUUCAACACGUCACUGGGAAUCAAUGAAGUCAUGCUAUCAAAAGGCUGCAUCAGCUUUUUCAAAUGGUGGACGGCAAUAUGCUUCUUAUCUUGCUGAUCAGGGCAGGACACAAAACAAGAAGGCUUUGGAGGCUGAGGAAAAGGCCAGUCAGAAUAUUUUUGAAGCCAGAAAUAAGAGCAUAGAAAAUUUGAUUACCAUUGACUUGCAUGGGCAGCAUGUUAAACAAGCAAUGAGGCUCUUGAAGCUUCACCUUCUUUUUGGUGCAUAUGGACGCUCUGUGCGGUCAUUCAGGGUAAUCACCGGAUGCGGGGGGCAAGGCCUUGGGAAGUCUAAGCUCAAACUCGCGGUGUUGAAUCUAUUAGAUAAUGAAGGGAUUGAGUGGAGUGAGGAGAAUAGGGGAACAUUGCUCAUCAAGCUUCGAGGACAAACAAAUUUAAGCUUCCCGGAUACUCCUGAUAGUGAUGACGAGUGAAUGUCAGAAUAUCUCACUUUAACAUCUGUGAGGGAUUGCUAAUAGAAUUAAUAACUCAACCUCCUCUUUGCUAGACUUUUAUCUUCUGUCGUAAUUCAGGGAGUAUAAAUGUAGUUAGGCUUAGGUUGUGGCAUGGUGCUGCUGACCUCUCGAUACAUCAUGUACUUAUAUAGUACUGAUUCACCGGCUUACUUUUAUAUAAAUAUAUAUAUAUAUGCAUCAUCAGUAUACUAUACUAGUUAUUAUUAUAUAUGUUCACACUUUUUUAAAUAUCCUGUAUGGAUGUAGUGAAAGCAAUUCUGGG